Molecule: messenger RNA, 2133 nt
Organism: Lodderomyces parapsilosis
Lineage: Eukaryota; Fungi; Ascomycota; Pichiomycetes; Serinales; Debaryomycetaceae
Exons: 1
Coding region: 1-2133 (710 amino acids)
Source: RefSeq, a predicted model, not a curated record
AUGACUUUAUUGGCAAAGGUGUUCAACAACGGAUCAGAUCGCCACCUGCUGCAGCUGCUGCCGCUGCCGCUGUCCAAUUCGCAUUCGCGAAAGUUGACACCCACAUCCUCGCGCAAAUCUUCGUCAGCAUUAUCACCAAUGAAUUCAACUGCGUCGUCAUCAUCUUCAACAACUUCAACGAGAGCAAAUGCAAGUCGUUCUACAAAGUUACAGACCCUGUCAAAUUCCACGCCUGCAUAUACUUUAUCGAUAGCACUUGAAUCUCCACCUAUAAUAUUAUACGGUAGUCCUUCAGAGUCCACUGGUUCAAUAAUAUCCGGUUUAUUAAGGCUAAUAACAACAAAAGAGAUAGAAUUGGAACGGGUUACACUCACACUAAAGCAAAGCAUGAGAUACACGAAACCUUUUGUGAUACCAAACUCUUCCACAAUAGCAAACUGUGUUGAUUGUACCCACAAGACAGAAGAGUUGGCUCGUUGGGACGUUUUGACAUCGCGUUUCAAGUUCGUACCAGGUAACCAUGCAUAUCCAUUUUCCCAUUUAUUACCAGGAUCCCUUCCUCCAACGUCAAAGUUGGGGUCAUCAAGCUCACGCUCAUAUAUCAAGUAUGACUUGAUUGUUGAAGUCAUCGCUACUGAUGCACUGCAAAACAAAAAGCUUAUAUUACCAAUAAACAUAUCACGUCUGACUUUAAGAGGACCAGACCGCAAUUCUUUACGAGUCUUUCCACCUACAGAAGUUACUGCAAAUGCUGUGCUCCCAAAUGUUGUAUACCCCAAGUCAACUUUCCCUGUGGAGCUCAAGUUGGAUAACUUGGUUAGUGCAUCACAAAAUAGGAGGUGGAGAAUGAGAAAAUUGGCAUGGAGGAUAGAAGAAAACAUCAAGGUUAAAGCUCACGUUUGCGAAAAACAUGAAGGUAAGCUUGAAUCGCUUGAAAAACUGUACAAAAAAUCACCACUAAAGAUUGAAAAGCCUGCAGGUUUGCAUCACAGCACCGUGCAAACUAAUGUUGCUUUUAUCAAUAGUCCAUCAACGCAACUUGCAAAUGGGCCAGUGUUGUUGGAAGAUGGAAUACCCGACAGUGUUCCUAUUGAUGAUGGAACACAUGAUAUUGAAUUGACAGUGCAAACAGCGCCUUUAAAUGUGCACCAGAGUUUUCUUGAAGACUUUGGAGAUGCAUCAGUAACAACAGCACCACCGCCAGCACCAGCAACAGCGCCACCGCCAGCACCAGCAACAGCGCCACCGCCAGCACCAGCAACAGCGCCACCGCCAGCCGGUCCAAUAGAGAGCACUGCUGGUAGUGCACUUACACCUCAGCAGUCGCAUCGCCCCGUCGAUUCCGAAAAGCAUCUUUAUAUGGAAGAGACAAGGACUAUAAACUAUGGUGAAUUCAAAUCCGGUUGGAAAUCGGAUUUUUCAGGUAAAGGACGUAUCGAGAUGGUUGCAAACAUAAGCGCAAAUAGGCUAUCAACGGGUUCAAAUAACCACAUCACUAAAGUUAGCACUGACGACAAGGUUCAAGCUGAUAAUGAUUUCAAAAACGGGGCCAAUAUAUCGUGUGACAUUGAUGAUCCGACUUUGGGGGUAUUUGUUACUCAUACAUUGAUUGUUGAAGUUGUUGUUGCUGAGGAGUUGGUUCAUCACGUUGAUCGUAAAUCUCCUAAUAAUUUUUAUCCAACAAGCAGCAAGGAUUCUGUUAACCCACACAGGAGGCCGUCAUCGAGCUCGACUCCGAACAAUACAUCGUCCCCCAACUUGGCUCCCGCUACAUCAAAUACGGGAUCUACUAAUACUCAAUUGUCGGGUGUGCCAACCGGUGCUGCACGUGUUUUGAGAAUGCAAUUCAAACUUCCUAUAACCGAGAGGCCGGGCCUUGGAAUUGCAUGGGAUGACGAGGUUCCACCAACAUAUGAGGAUGUACGAGCAUUGAGUCCUCCCACGUACCAAGACCAAACCGUGAAUGUUUUGCCCCCACCCAUUGAAGGGUCAUCAUCAAUGCAGCACACGUCGACACCGAAUGUACUAUAUGGCAGAGGAGAGACUCCAAUUGUUGGAAGCUUUGGAUUACAUGGGCAAACCCAGCAAAGCUUGGAUGGAAUGAUGGACACUAUGCAAGAGCUCUCUAUCUAA